This is a messenger RNA of Labeo rohita (rohu), 5094 nucleotides long. It is a transcript of the gene rnf169, whose product is annotated as ring finger protein 169. Gene Ontology annotation, cellular component: nucleus; site of double-strand break. The record is from RefSeq and is a predicted model, not a curated record. Gene Ontology annotation, molecular function: nucleosome binding; metal ion binding; ubiquitin-protein transferase activity. The transcript has 6 exons. Lineage: Eukaryota; Metazoa; Chordata; Actinopteri; Cypriniformes; Cyprinidae. Gene Ontology annotation, biological process: double-strand break repair. Bases 37 to 1917 code for a protein of 626 amino acids.
GGGCUUGUUUUCAAACCCAGACGCAGGCACAUACCAAUGAAGAUGGCGGCGGUGGGGUCCGCCAAAUCCACUGGACUGGGGCAGAGAAGCAAAACCAGGCCUGGCGCUCUCGCCGCUCCUCUGACUCUGGAGGAGGCCCGGUGCCCGGUGUGCUCCGAAAUACUGCUGGAGCCGGUAACGAUGCCAUGUGGACACUCGGUGUGCCUACAUUGUUUCCAGCGGACGGUGAAGUUAAUCAGUCUGUGCUGUCCGCUGUGCCGGCUGCGAGUGUCCAGCUGGGCCCGUAAACAGUCCCGGGAGAAGAGCCUGGUCAACACCGAACUCUGGGAGCUGGUCCGGCUCAGUCAUCCGGAGAGAUGCAAACGGAGGAUGGAACAGAGAGACGGAGAGAUCGCGGACGGAGAAAUUUUUCGUGCGCCUGAACCAAUUCAUAAGUCUGGAGAAAUGCGUCAAGAGUACGAGAAACAAAAGAUGAAGGGUGGAGGCAGUGAAGAAAGUGAAGAGAGAAAGAAAAAAAUCCACAGAAAAGAAGAGUGUGGGAUGCUGAAACUUUGUCAGUAUCCUUUCUGUGGAGUGUCAGAUUCUGAGAAUGAAGAGCCGGUGGGAAAGAGGACCAGACAUGUUUCAGCAUUUGUGCGAAAAACAAGAUGCUCCCCUGCUUUCAAUAGAGGUUGUCUUCAUAGCAGUGCUGUUCAGAGGAGCAGGAGCUGUACAGAUUCUGAGGAUGGAAGAGGAAAAGGCAGAGGUCACACACAUCAAGCCGUUCCUGACAAGGCUAUCAUCACUCAUAGUUACAACGCUGGAAUCCUUCUCUCUUCAGAGAACAGUCGCUCUUUCUCAGCCCCGGUACUGAGCCUAGAUAAGAAAAACCACUGGCGGGGCAUCCACACCUCAUCCGCUUCGCUCGUGCUUCAAACAAAACCAGAAAGGUCCAUUAGCCCAGAGAGCAACGAUAGCAUAUCGGAAGAACUCAACCAUUUCAAGCCUAUUGUCUGCUCGCCGUGCACUCCACCCAAACGGUUGCCCGAUGGGCGACUUUUGGAACCUACGAUCGUGAAGUCGACCCCUAGGAACUUGACACGCGCACUGCAGAAGUCCACAAGCUAUGAGGCCAGCCCGACUAUCUUGCAGAAAUGGAAGCAGAUUGAAGUUGAUCGUCAGUGCAUCAAGGUGACCUCCAAAGGUACAGUCACAAGUCCGAUCGCAGAGGAUCUUAGCCUUAAACUGAGUCCCGUUGAAGAACGGGACGGUGGACUCUGCAGCUGUGCUGAAGCCAAGGACAGCUUGCAAGAUCAUCAAUGCAUUUGUGAGUCAAGUACAGAAGGGUCUCAGGAUCGGAAGGAUAAACUUGUCGUCUCUAAUAAACGACGACUUGUAUUUGAUCAGUGUAACAAAAAGGAAGGUACACAGCCUGCUAGCACUCACAUCAGGUCGGUAACUCAAACCGUUGCAGAUACUUCAUCUGCAAAAGGACGUGGCAGAUGUGAAGCACUCUGUGAACCCACAGAAACUUGUAAACCGAUGCUUGAUAAACACGCUGGACACUGUAAUCAGGGUGCCGUAGACCCCGAGAACUUCAUAAAUGAGCCUACCACCAGGAGCUGUGUACUUAACAGACCUACCUCAAGAAGGGGCAAGAAGAGAAGCCACAAAACCAAACAUUUGGAAGAGACCACACAGACAAAAAUGUCCCGGGCAGAUCCCUGUAACAGGCUUGAUGAUCUGAUUGUUCAGCGAAUGAAUCAGGAAAAGGAGGACAGAGAACUGGCACUAAAACUACAAAGACAGUUUGACAGGGAAUGUCAAAAAGUGGACAGGCACAAAACGAGUCGUAACAAAUACGAACUCCGGUCCUGGGCUACGAAAGGUGGGACGGUAGGACACAACACGCGCAGAUCAGGAAGAAUCUCCAAAUGAAAUGAGCACUUUAACUACAGCUGUUAAAGGGACCUCUGGUUAUGGUAGUGUUUUAUUGUAACGAUUUGUCAGUCACAAACAAUUUCUUUGUUGAGGCACUACAGAGGCUUUCGAAUAUCAGGAUUAGUAUUGCAAGAUAAAGUAUUUACUUUUUUGACUUUUCAUCCAAAGCUACUUGUGUUAAUAGAGUCCAACUAGAGCAGAGGUGCCAAUCCAGUUCCUGGAAAUCGUGCAAAGUUCAGCUCCAACCAUGAUCGCUAUUUAAGAUCUUCAGGAGCACCUGAUAUUUACAGACAGGUGUGCUGAAUCUGAACUCUGCAUGUAGAUCUCCAGGAAUAGGAUUGGGUUCUCAACUCUGUCUGUGGUUCUCAGCUCUGGCCCUCGAGGUCCACUUUCCUGCGGAGUUUAGCUCCAACCCUGAUCAAACACAACUGAACCAGCUAAUUAAGCUAACAAAGAUGUUUGGACCUGAACUCUGCAGGUAGAUCUCCAGGAACAGGAUUGGGCACCCCUGACCUAAAGCAAGCUGGGGUUAGGUCUGGGGUUUUCAACUCUGGCCCUCAAGGUCCACUUUCCUGGGGAGUUUAGCUCCAACCCUAAUCAAGCACAGCUAAACAAGCUAAUCAAGGUCUUCAGGAUUGCUCAAAAGUUAGAGCCAGGUGAGUUUGAUCAAGGUUGGAGCUAAACUGUGCAGGAAAGUGAACCUCGAGGGCCAGAAUUGAGAACCCCUGGGUUUAAGUGCCUUUGCUCUGGGCAAAAUGGUGGUAGGACAAGUUUGGACUCUCAGACCUGGAUUUGAAGCUGCAGUGUUUUGUUUCAAGCUCUCUUACUGUUUAACUGGCUUCUACUACUCAAAAAGAGAGGAAACUAUGUAUAUGUUGUUUAGAAGAACAACAUAUAGAACUAUUUAUAAGAACUCUUAAAGACUUUUUAGUACUUCAAGCCAGAGACGACAGUACUCAAUCUCUUUGUGCUCAUCACAAUCACAAUUGCUCCUCAAGACAUUUGCAUGUUUAACAGUUAUCAUAGGACAUUUGUUAAAACAGAAGGUGUUUUGUACAAAAUUGUAGCAUAACCCUUUUUCUUUGGCGUUCCCCGUUUCCAGUGGCUUCUCUUGACACAUCUGUCAAACAACUCAUACAAAUAUUUUUUUUGUGAACAAAACAAACAAGUAAAAAUUGUAGCCUUAGGCCAAAAAACUGCUCUACACAAGUACAUAGAUGCAAAUGUGUGGUCAACAAUGUUUUUCUUGUACUGUGGCGGAAACAAACCUCAGUACUCAAGGCAGUGAUAGAAUUCCCUUCAAAUGUUUGGACCAUUAACUAGGAUGUAUUUUUUUUAGCUGGUUAGGCUAUGAACAUGUUGGCAGUUUUAGGUAGGGUAGGUGACUAUAUUUGGCGGAGAUAAAACUAUUUGAAAAUCUGGAAUCUGGGGGUGCAAAAAAAAAAAAAAAAAAAAAAUCUAAAUUUGAGAAAAUUGCCUUUAACAUUGUCCAAAUGAAAUUCUUAGCAAUGCGUAUUACUAAUCAGAAAUUAAGUUUUGAUAUAUUUUUGGUAGGAAAUGUACAAAAUAUCUUAACUGAACAUGGUCUUUACUUAAUAUCCUAAUGAUUUUUGGUAUAAAAGAAAAAUCGAUCAUUUUGACCCCAACAAUACCCAAUGUAUUGUUGGCUAUUGCUACAAAUAUACCCAUGCUACUUAUGACUGGUUUUGUGGUCCAGGGUCACAAAUGGGCGAAGGAAAAGAAACGACAAAGGUGGUAUGUAGUUCACCAUAGAAAAUCCAUAGAACAUGGUAGAUAACGGUUUUUGGGUAUGCCUGCUAUAACACCCCUUGUGGCAGUGUUGAGAAUGCAACACUACAAAUUUUGUUUCAUUAAAAAUUUAGUUGUUACAUUUCAUUGUGUGAAAUCAAACAUGUUUGUGUAGAGUGUGUUUUGGGCCUAAAUGUGCUAAUAUGUUCAGCAACAGUAAAUUGAAUGGCUAUAAAAUGGUUAUUAAAACGCUAAAAGGCAUUGUGUAACAGUGUUGAAGUUUAGGUUUCUAAAGAAAUUUGAUUGUUUAAUUUGUCUUUUUUUAAAUUUAAAACCUAUUUUUUAUUUCCUUUUUCAUUUCAUUAUCUAUCUUAAUUAGGUUUUCAUUUAAAACCUUUUUUUUUUCAUGUCAUUUUCUGUCUUAACUGUUUUAACACUCUCCAAACUGUAAUCAUUUGGACACUUCUCAAAAAGAUGUAACACCACAAUAACAAACAUCUAGCACCUUGAUUUGGCAACAAGCAAAACAAGUUAGAGAAUUUGCUUUAAAUACAUUGAUUUUCUAUCACUAUAUUUUUUGUAGUUUAUUCAUUUCACUUUUAGCUUAAUGUUCACACUACUCUAAGGGCUACUUUCAUUUCAGAACUUUAUCUAUAAGGCUUUGUUUACUAGAGAGAUUUAUUUUGUGUCUGCCAAUAAAGCUUUAAUGUUCUUUUUGCUGAAAAAUUACACAUUCAGUUGGACCACAUGUAAAUGCACAUACAUUUAAUCUUGUCUAAUUUUGACCUUGAUCUCCUUUUUUUUUUUUUUUUUUUUUUUUUUUUAAAUUACAAACAGGUUCAUUUCUAUACUGUAUACUUCUUUGUAAUGUGCCAACAUGUCUGAUUUCUGCAAAUCAGGCAAUCUUUCCAUUUUGUUUUCCUUUUUGUAGUUAAUUUAAGUUAUAUACAAUUCUGUAGGUUAUCAGAUGUACUAUUGCAGAAGAUAAAAUAGAUUUUUAUUCAUUACUGUACUAUUUUGGAAAUAUGACUUGCCUAUAUUGAUAUUGAUGCAAAGAUAGGAACUGUUUCUGAUGGGCUUUCAAAGCACUUUGGAUUGUCUUCCAUUGUUGAAAAGUAUUGCUGGAUUUGAAAGAGAAUGUUGCAUAUGUUUGAAUUCUGUGGAGAUGUAAAGCACACAUUAUAUUUAUUUGAACAGUACUUUGUAAUAAUGUCAUCUUUUUAAAUAUUGCAUUUUAAAAAAAAAAAAAAAAAAAAAAGGAUUUUCUUAUUUUAGUCAACAAAACACUAAGCAUUACAACAGACUUGACAGAAUGGAAUAAUGUAGCAUUCAUUCAGAAUUUACAAAUAAGGUUUUUGUUUUCAAAAGUAUUUAAAUAUUUUGUUUUUAACACAUCUUAUUAGAUUCUCAGGAGGAUUAUGUGUU